Diuraphis noxia (Russian wheat aphid) is the source of this 721-nucleotide messenger RNA. RefSeq lists its product as uncharacterized. The record is from RefSeq and is a predicted model, not a curated record. NCBI's taxonomy places the organism in Eukaryota, Metazoa, Arthropoda, Insecta, Hemiptera, Aphididae.
GCAGCCAUCAGUGUAUAUAAGGGCUACUUCGCCGCCCCAUGAGCAUCACUGAGUUGCCCGACUUUGAAGACGACACUACAGCUGUAACAGAAGUAUACUCGAGCUAAAUCGUCACCGAACAUAACAUUCAGCAGCCAUGAAAUUCUACGUAGUAUUCGGUGUUUUGGCAGCUUUGGCUAUGCACGCUCUCGCUGACGAAACCAAAGAUAGCGUCCCAUCAACAGUCUCCGCAGCCAUCGACCGAGCUACAGCUGUUACGAAAGCUACCAUUUCGAACGAUAAUGAAAAUUGGUCGUUGAUCCCGAACAGCUAUGGCGCAGCUUUGGCCACGGGUGGGGUGGUCGUGAUCGGAGUGGUCGUUUUGCUCGCGAUUUCGGCAAUCGUCAGCCCAUUGUUCGGCUACAGACUUUGCCAGAUAUUCAGCACCUGUGAAGUCCCACCAACAGCAACCGGAUACAGCGCAGACGCGUACCAAUCGUUCCCGCCGACUUACAACAAGAGAUCUAUCGAGUACGUCAAGCCAAUCUUGCAAGUUUUGAACUCAGCCUACGAAAAGUACGGGCACGGCGCUAUUCCAGCGGGUUUGGUCAACACCAUGAGGAACGUCAACACACAACAAUGACCGGUUCGAGUCAACAUCGAUUGCAGCUAGAUUUUCAUUCCGGAAGAAUUUCAAUUUUUUAAGUCGACAAUUAUUAUGYAAAACAUUCGUAUAAUAUAA